AUGGCGAGCUCGCAGGCAAUAACGCUCUCUCUUGUCCGAUUUCUCCAACGACGCAUUAUUGCCGGAUGAUCUGGCUUUUCUGUGGUGCCAUCCCCGCUCUAAAAAUAUUUUCUUUAAAAAAGGAAAGAUACCUUCUGGGAGUGGUACCCCGUGUUCAUUGACACCGACGAGUGAACAUAAAGAAAAACCCGUAAGCUUAAAGCGAAUUCAUGUGCUGAGCGCUUUCGCCGAGUGAUAUAUAUUAAACCAGAGUUGCUGCUCAACCCGCUGAGAUCCUCCAGCAGACUGUUUGUUGCUUCGGGUGACAAGGAGCACGAGUACUGACCAUUUAAAAGAAUUGAGCCCAUGGGAUCGGAGCGGAUGGAGAUGCGUAAGCGGCAGACAUCGGUGCAGCAGGAGAUGCCGGGCUCUGCGCAGCCACAGCAGGGUGCUGGGAACCGGGGCUCCAAUGCCUGCUGUUUCUGCUGGUGCUGCUGCUGCAGCUGCUCAUGUCUUACUGUUAGGAAUGAAGAUGACGAACGAGCAAGAAGAAUGUCUCAGGAAGCUAGAGGAGAAAGCCUGCCAAACUGUGAAGAAAGUCCAAAGCCAACACUUGAAGAAGUGCAAUCCUGGGGACAGUCUUUUGACAAGUUAAUGAAAAGUCCUGCAGGAAGAAAUGCAUUCCGAGAAUUUUUACGAACAGAGUAUAGUGAGGAGAAUAUGUUGUUCUGGCUGGCCUGUGAGGACCUUAAGAAAGAAGUCAACAAAAACCUUGUUGAGGAGAAAGCAAGAUUAAUAUAUGAGGAUUAUAUAUCCAUCCUUUCACCGAAAGAGGUCAGCCUUGAUUCCAGAGUCCGCGAGGUCAUCAACAGAAACAUGCUUGAACCUACCCCUCAUACAUUUGAUGAUGCACAGCUUCAGAUUUACACACUAAUGCACAGAGACUCUUAUCCAAGAUUUAUGAACUCUGCUGUCUACAAAACCCUGCUUCAAUCUUUAACUGAUACAUCAUCAGAACCUUAAGCCUUCCCAACUUUGUUUCUGAAAAUAAAAGUUUGAAAUGUCUGUGGGCUAUUAUUACUCACAGGGACACUGGAGCUAUUUGAUCUUCACCAGAAAGUAAUACUCAGGCAAAUUUUACUAAGGAUUUUAAUGUCUAUCUGCAGAGGGCUCUGAACACAGGCCAAAACACAGCUUCAGAUCAACACAGCAAGAUUCUCCAAAGGAUGACUGAUGAAAUGUUAGUCGUUUUAAAAGCCUGUAGUUGUAUUUUUUACAUGAAAUACUAAUAAGAUGUACUCGAAGACAAGAGUUUGUUAGCGGAAGUGCCUUGAUGUUCCUCUAAUGACAUCCUCACCUGAGCUACAUAUACCACAAUACGGUUCAAAAGUCUCCUACCAUUGCACAUUAUGAUAAUGAUGCCACAGCCACACUGGGCGGUACUUCCACUUGUCUUGGAGUAUAUAUACUUGAUAAAUGUAAACAUAAUGCUGAUGGAAACAAAAUGGAUCAACUUCAAGUAUCUAAGCCAAUGGUUUGGAAAAAUACUGAAAUACUGCCUAUAAAACAUGGUUUGUUGUAAGACGUCUGUUAUUUUACUAUCAGAGUUUUGCUUAAAAUGCAAUUUUUUUUAGUUAUGAUUUGUGAAUAUUUAUAAAACUUAAUUUCAAAGAAUUUAUCACUUGUUUUAUUUUGCAAAUGGAAAACGGACAA
Pristis pectinata (smalltooth sawfish) is the source of this 1692-nucleotide messenger RNA. RefSeq names its product regulator of G-protein signaling 20-like. The record is from RefSeq and is a predicted model, not a curated record. The transcript is spliced from 6 exons. Lineage: Eukaryota; Metazoa; Chordata; Chondrichthyes; Rhinopristiformes; Pristidae. The coding region runs from base 346 to 1002 and encodes 218 amino acids.